Helicoverpa zea (corn earworm) is the source of this 6773-nucleotide messenger RNA. It is a transcript of the gene p120ctn, whose product is annotated as catenin delta-2. Gene Ontology annotation, cellular component: adherens junction; nucleus; plasma membrane. The coding region runs from base 382 to 3030 and encodes 882 amino acids. Gene Ontology annotation, biological process: cell-cell adhesion; cell-cell junction assembly. The record is from RefSeq and is a predicted model, not a curated record. Lineage: Eukaryota; Metazoa; Arthropoda; Insecta; Lepidoptera; Noctuidae. The transcript is spliced from 21 exons. Gene Ontology annotation, molecular function: cadherin binding.
UGAAUUUUACACCUAUUCGUAUAGUCGUUGGUCGGAAAAGAUUACAUUCUGACCGCUCCCUAGGCGUAGAAUAGUACGUCAGUCGCCAAGUAUUUUUCAUGCCUGUUUGUACUACUUGCUUUAGUAGGGGGCCGUAAUAGUAAAAGCUGUUGGAAAGUGCAAUCGUACGGGAAACUGAUGGUGUAAAAAACUAUCUCACGUUCCAUUUAAGAAGCGUUUGCCGUGUUGGUGCAUUUGUAAAGUUUGUAGCCAUUUUCGGUGAAUUGAAUCAACAUCAGUAUUAUAAAGAGCAGCUCAUAAUGACAUUACGUUGUAAUACAUUAAGAAGCCAUUAGGGUAUCAGCGGUCGAGUUUAGAAAUGAUAAGAAGACCACAGCAGACAUGGACGGCGUGAAGAAAAUACAUUCUGGAACACUGUAUCGCAACGGCCCCGUGGAGGGCGCGUACGGUCCGCAACACAGUCCGGUGUCGCGGUCUGACGCCUCCACUGAGGACGCUGAGCUGUCGGCGGCGCUCGCCCACCAGCAUCACCUAGCUAUGCAGGUCAGUUAUAUGGCUGGUGAAUACCCGGUAGUGGGGGCGGGCGUGGAGCCUGACUACGGACAGUACGUGUCGUCGCCGGCGGCGCACUACAAUCACAUGGGACACCUCACCAUGGCGCCAUCGCAGAAAUAUCCUCAUGUAAUGGACUCAGUAUCGGUGAGCGGGGGAGGCAGCUACGCGGGCGCUGGUGGCGCCGGCCACUACGGCACGUACGGCCACUACGGCACGGCGGCAUACCAGCCUCAGACGGCAUACAUGGUGGACACGGCUCAAGUGCCGCAGUAUAUGGGACAGGAAUACGUGGAAGGUGGGGGCAGCGCUUCGCCCCGGAGUGCGUCCCCGGGUGCUCUGCCACAACACAAUUUACAUUUACAACAAAGGUACGACUCAGCGUCCCUCGAGCAGCUGGGUCGACACUACUGCGUGACGUCACCGCGCGGGGAGUACGCGCCCGACGCGUACGGCUACCAGCACUACCCCACCGCGUACGAGCCGCCGCAUCAACCGCCGCCUUUUAAGGACUCACAGAAUGGCUUAAGCCUAGGCAGCGCCGGUGGCCAGUCGAUGUACGGCGACGAGGAGGAACUACAGAAACAGAUGGCCAACAUGGCUCUAGGUGAGAUAGUGCACGGCAGCGUCGGCGGCCGCGAAGAGACCGGAGGCCUACAAUGGAGGGACCCCAACCUACCCGAAGUCAUAGGGUUCCUCAACUCGCCGUCAGACGUCGUGAAGGCGAACGCGGCGGCUUAUCUACAGCACCUCACCUACAUGGACGAUCCUAAUAAACAGAAGACUAGGAGUUUAGGCGGCAUCCCCCCGCUUGUCCGGCUGGUAUCACAUGAGAACCCAGAAGUAUGCCGCAACGCUUGUGGCGCACUACGCAACUUAUCCUACGGACGACAAAACGACGAGAACAAACGCGCCAUACGCGACGCCGCCGGCAUCCCCGCGCUCAUGGCGCUGCUGUGCCGCGCCACUGAUAUGGAGGUGAAAGAGCUAGUAACAGGCGUGAUCUGGAACAUGUCUUCGUGCGAGGAUCUGAAGCAGUCCAUCAUUGAUGAUGCGGCGCAAGUGAUCGUGAACAAAGUCAUUAUACCGCACUCUGGAUGGCAUCCAACCAACCCUGGCGAUACCUACUGGUCUACUGUAUUCCGCAACGCAUCCGGCGUCCUACGCAACGCGUCCUCAGCGGGCGAGUACGCGCGGCGCCGCCUGCGCUGCCUGGCCGGCCUCACCGAGGCGCUGCUGCACGCCGUCCGCGCCGCGCUGCAGGCCAACGCCAUCGGCACCAAGAUCGUCGAGAACUGCGUCUGCGUGCUGCGGAACCUCUCCUACAGAUGUCAAGAAAUCGAAGACCCGCUAUACGACACACGAGCGCCUCCCACACAGUCAUCCGGACAGGCUAGGAUACAAGCCAGCGCUUCUAAAGGCGAAAACCUGGGUUGCUUCGGCGGCAGUAAAAAGAAGAAGGAAGGUUCAUCAUCAUCGAACUCAACGAGCCCGCUCGGCAAGAGCGAGCCCGACACGCAGCCGCUCGGCGACACCAACAGCACACAGCUCGGCUACUCCGUGCCUAAAGGCACUGAGAUGCUCUGGUCUCCUGAGGUGGUACCCCUAUACAUGGCUUUACUGCAGACCUGUUCCAACCCCGAAACCCUGGAAGCGGCAGCAGGUGCCCUGCAGAACCUCGCCGCUUGCUACUGGCAACCCUCCAUCGAUAUACGUGCCGCCGUCAGGAAAGAGAAAGGUUUACCCAUUCUGGUGGAACUUCUUCGAAUGGAGGUGGAUCGCGUGGUGUGUGCCGUGGCUACUGCCUUGAGGAAUCUGGCUAUAGACCAGAGGAAUAAGGAGCUCAUUGGAAAGUAUGCCAUGAGGGAUUUGGUGCAGAAGCUGCCCAGUGGAAACCAUCAGCAUGACCAGGUUGGUGCUAAGGGCACAUCAGACGACACAAUAGCAGCAGUACUAGCUACCUUGAACGAGGUGAUCAAGAAGAGCGGCGAGUUCUCCCGCUCGCUGCUGGAGGCGGGCGGCGUGGAACGUCUGCUCAACCUCACCAAGCAGCGCCAUCGACACACGCCCAGGGUGCUCAAGUUCGCAGGCCAAGUGCUGAUGACGAUGUGGUCCCACGCGGAGCUGCGCGAGGUGUACCGCAAGCACGGCUGGCGCGAGGCCGACUUCCUGACUCCUGCCCGCGCUGCACAGCCCCGACAGCCUUCUACUGCUAGCGGUCAGGGCACGCCGAGCGCCGGCGCCGGGGCUCCGCACUCGCCCAGCAACGCCAACAGCACGCUCAGCCGCCCCAUGGCCAGCACCGGCGGCACGCGCUACGAGGACCGCACCAUUCGCAGGCAUCGGGAGAACGAUGAUAUACCAGCGAUGGAGGUGAACAACUACCACGACGGUCUCGGCAUGGGCAACCCGAACGGGAGGCCGAUGAACCUCCAAGGUGUGCAAGCGCAGAUGCCCAUGCCUCCUAGCAGUCGUUAGCGAGACGGCGUGACGUCACGGUGAAUAUUGACGUAGUACUGGUGGGUGGUAUGCUGUUCUUUUUUAUCGUAACUUUGUAAUAAAAAAAAAGGAUUGAGAACCUUUUUUGGAAGAUGGUUAAAAUUAUUUGGUUUCAUAGAACAUAUUGUUAUCCCCCGUAGUGGUUACUUAAGUCAUUCCUUAGUGAUGGAUUUCUUUGACAAUCCGUCACUAAGUAGAGACCUAAGUAAUCAUUAAAUAUCUCUGAGUGCGGGGGUAUUAAGAUACAACAUAUUUGAGGAAUACAUGAAAAAGAGUGGCAUUAAGUAAAAAUAUGAAUGGGGGUAAAGUAGUCGGUCCUAUAUUGUUUCUUGUGCAUUUAUAUUUAAAAUCUUGGAUUGUCUUUGUUGAUAUUGUGAUCAGAAACUUACAAAAUGGUAUUUAAAAGUUAUCUCAUUAAAAUAUUUUAGAAGGCCAAAACGUAUGAUAGAAAAGGACAGCAGUACAAAAUCAGUAUUACAUUAAAUCGCCAAGAGAAAAUAAAAUUGAUAGAAAAGUUUCAAUCAAUGAAAUCAAGGAUCAAGAUUGUCUGUGCUGCGUUCACACUUGAAAAUGACGAAAGGAUAUUAUGAGAAUACCUUGAAGAUAUGUACUUGUGUACUAAAAACGAGUGUGAACACAGCAUAAUGUCUUAUACAUAAUGAUUUUGUAUAUCUUAUCUGUCUACUGUGCUUAGGUAGAUUGACGCCGUGAGAAUUUUCACAUGGCAAUAUUAUUUAAUAUUUUUUUACGCUGGCAAGUUUUGGUUGUGUAACGUUUUUGUAUUUAAGGAAUAAGAACAGUAUUAUCGUUGUUGUGACAAGAAAGUUGUUUUUUAUAAUAUCUCAUUUUUUUUCGGUGAAAUUCUCACGGUGUCAAUAGAGUACUGAAUUUUUGUAUUUAUUAUGGUAUGAGAGGUAACAUGCACAAGCAUUUAUGUUAAAUAAUCAUUUAAAUGUAGUGGUCGCUCGUUUGAUGUGGUAUACGCUGUUUCGACGUUCAUUUUGUACAGUCAUCGACAAAAUUAAGUCUAUCACUAAUUCGAUUUUGUUUUCAGAGUAAGUGGCAUAUAGAUCCAUCUUCUACUAUAAAUUGUCUUUUUACACUUUACUGCCCAGAAAUCGACUGCCAAGUACAUGUAAGAAGAAAACUGUAAUACCAAAUUGAUUAUUGUGAAGCAUAUUACAGUUGCCUUUUUUCGAUUUUUCCUCCUCUAAACUUGUUGUGAUUGACUGUACAUUAAACAUUAAUUAGCCUUGAGGCCUAAAGUUUAAUCAUCGCAUUCGGAUGUACGUUUUAUACAAUUAUAUUAUUGCCAUUAUGAUUUGUAAAGAUAUCAUGUCAAUUCCCUAUGUAAAUAGUCGUGCCAUUUCUGUAUUUAUAAUAAUAUAAAUCUUAAAAGGGUUUUCCUGUAGGUGUGUUGUGUAUUUUCUAUUUAAAAGUUGAGGCUCACCGUCAUUGGAACCGAUUUGUUUUGUUGAACAAUAUUUCUAGUGUUUUUCUAGAAUAUUCCGGAAUUUAAACGGCCGAGUUACACUCUCCUAUUAGAAAAAUAAAACUAGAAAAUGUAGUUUUACCGACAGAGAAAAAUCACUCGAUUAUUUUUCUCGGUCUUUAAAUCGAUUGUGGCAGCUUACAACCGAGUAUUCGAAACAUAAAAUUGAACAACAAAACAAAUCUAACAUGAUCUAUACUAAUAUAACCAUUUAUACUAAAGACGUCACCAACGUUUUACAUUGAUAACAUUUCAAAUAUUCGGGAUUUGAACAUAAUUGUUAUUAUUUAUGAUGAUUAGUUUAGAUACGCUCGGAAUCGGUAAUUUUUCUAAUUAAAGGUUUCGCAGUAAGGUCUUAUAGUAUUUAAUGGUAAUUAUAGAAGUUUUGUAAUAUUUUGUAUCCAUUCCAAACCUACGGUAAUGUAAUAUAGACGUCUAUUGUCCUCUAUGGUAAGUAAUAUCCGUCUUAUAUAUAGCGUUAAGAUGCGUAUUCUUGGGGCGUUCGCGUUUUAUUUGUAUAUGUUUUUUUUUAAUAAUUGGGGAAUGGGCUAAAAGUGACAUCUUUGUUAUUGGCAUGUAAUCGAAAAUACUGACAUUUGAGUAAUUCAUGCGAAAACUAGUGUUGUAAUAAGAUUUAUCGAUGAUUUUUGUCUGGAGUUGAAAAUGUUUAUAUAUCAGUCAAGACCGAUACUAAUACAUAUGUAUAUGACAGCACGGUCUUAAUCGAUAUCGAUAAAUCACUUCUUUUCAGCGGUAUUUCACUUAUGUCGCAACAUAGGCUCGAAGUGUCUUCAUAGAUGUCACUCUCAGUUCACAAGUAUACAACAGUUUUACUGAUUACAAAGUUACAAUCAUUUGUAGAUAAUAAUUACGUUGCAUUCCUUUUAAGCAUGACAGUUAUAUAAAGGGGACCGCUAUUAAAUGCCCUCGUAAUUUGCAACCCAAUACCAAGAAAAUAUUUAUGUAAUUAUAGACUUUAUUCCUAUAGUACUUAUGGCAGUUAUCGCGUGACAGCUCACGGUCUAAGCGAAUAUACCCAUGACCACGAAAAUUGUGAACGACGACAGCUUUAAAACAUUAAUAUUUCGGUUCGUUUCCCUCCGUUUUUGAUUUUAAUUGUUAGUGUAACUAUUUAUUUUACAUUACCUUAUAAGAUUAUAUAUUUUGUAGGUAUAAUAAAUAAGGGUUUUGUGAGAAAGCUAAAUGUUUUUUUGGGAAUAUAUUUUAUGCACAAUAAUGCAUUUUGAUACGUCCGCGGCAGGAUAAUGUUGACUGACUAACCUGGUACAAAACUAACCUCACCCAGUGCAUUAGAAUGUUUUAAGUACCCACGUUACGUAUGUAAGUUUUUGUAUGAUAUUUUUUAUUAUAAAAUGUAAGCAAAUGUACAAGAAUGUUUUCAUUACAAUAUGCUUGCCACGGCGUCGUCGCUUCUAUGAAGCGAACAUUUUUAAUAUAAUUUCCGCAUAAAAAGCUUACUUUGAUUGUGUUCGAGUUUGACUAGAUGUAAGUAUAUUAUUUACGCAACAUUUUAUAAUUUUAUUUAUCGUGUCUUUAGACGGCAAAUUAGUAAAUUGUAGGCAUUAUUAGAUAUAUUGUUUAUAUUAUAUAUCUAUUAAUAUUAAUGUCUAUAUUAAAUUUUACAGGAAUCAUCCUUAAUUAGGCAUUGUAUAGUUGUAUGAAUUUUACUGUAUGAGCUGUCUUGUAUCGUUUAUGUACUUCCACUUCACAGAAAAAGAUCUCUAGAUGUUUCCAAAUUUUAUUUUUAAGACGUAUAGUUUCACCAUUAUGUCGGUCGUCUUAGCGCUUGUGCUGAGCCCGUGACGUCAGCAACGCAUCAGUAAAGUCUUGAACAGUGACGCCACAUAAACACAGAUUAUAAAUUGACAACUGAUGAGUUGAUGACGCCACGUGUCAGCAAACGGCGAGUCUUAGUGUUAAACCACAAGUAAAGUAUAUUAACGUCUAUGGUCAACCAUAGGUUAUAGUUGUUGGAACAGUAAUACUCGAUUAUUUAUAUUUUAUUUAAAAUUUUAUAUUGAGAAAAAAUAAUUAAUAUUUAACGAGAUCGUCUGCGUUUGUCGUUGCGACAGUUUAGUAGUUAAAUAUAAUGAUAGUUUGUCUUAUGUCCGUUGUAUGUAGUUUAAUAGAGCAUUAUUCUCUUACAUAAAGAUACCUUAUCAUUAAACAAAUUAUAUUAUCAAAGAGAAUUAAAUGAAUGAUUUUUUUA